Schistocerca nitens (vagrant locust) is the source of this 1656-nucleotide messenger RNA. RefSeq names its product collagen alpha-1(IV) chain-like. The record is from RefSeq and is a predicted model, not a curated record. The coding region runs from base 1 to 1656 and encodes 551 amino acids. The transcript is spliced from 2 exons. NCBI's taxonomy places the organism in Eukaryota, Metazoa, Arthropoda, Insecta, Orthoptera, Acrididae.
AUGGGAAUUUCUUUAAAAUAUACUGAAAGUAUAUUAUCUUUUCACGGCUACCCCCGGAAAAACGGCUACCCCCGGAAAAACGGCUACCCCCGGAAAAACGGCUACCCCCGGAAAAACGGCUACCCCCGGAAAAACGGCUACCCCCGGAAAAACGGCUACCCCCGGAAAAACGGCUACCCCCGGAAAAACGGCUACCCCCGGAAAAACGGCUACCCCCGGAAAAACGGCUACCCCCGGAAAAACGGCUACCCCCGGAAAAACGGCUACCCCCGGAAAAACGGCUACCCCCGGAAAAACGGCUACCCCCGGAAAAACGGCUACCCCCGGAAAAACGGCUACCCCCGGAAAAACGGCUACCCCCGGAAAAACGGCUACCCCCGGAAAAACGGCUACCCCCGGAAAAACGGCUACCCCCGGAAAAACGGCUACCCCCGGAAAAACGGCUACCCCCGGAAAAACGGCUACCCCCGGAAAAACGGCUACCCCCGGAAAAACGGCUACCCCCGGAAAAACGGCUACCCCCGGAAAAACGGCUACCCCCGGAAAAACGGCUACCCCCGGAAAAACGGCUACCCCCGGAAAAACGGCUACCCCCGGAAAAACGGCUACCCCCGGAAAAACGGCUACCCCCGGAAAAACGGCUACCCCCGGAAAAACGGCUACCCCCGGAAAAACGGCUACCCCCGGAAAAACGGCUACCCCCGGAAAAACGGCUACCCCCGGAAAAACGGCUACCCCCGGAAAAACGGCUACCCCCGGAAAAACGGCUACCCCCGGAAAAACGGCUACCCCCGGAAAAACGGCUACCCCCGGAAAAACGGCUACCCCCGGAAAAACGGCUACCCCCGGAAAAACGGCUACCCCCGGAAAAACGGCUACCCCCGGAAAAACGGCUACCCCCGGAAAAACGGCUACCCCCGGAAAAACGGCUACCCCCGGAAAAACGGCUACCCCCGGAAAAACGGCUACCCCCGGAAAAACGGCUACCCCCGGAAAAACGGCUACCCCCGGAAAAACGGCUACCCCCGGAAAAACGGCUACCCCCGGAAAAACGGCUACCCCCGGAAAAACGGCUACCCCCGGAAAAACGGCUACCCCCGGAAAAACGGCUACCCCCGGAAAAACGGCUACCCCCGGAAAAACGGCUACCCCCGGAAAAACGGCUACCCCCGGAAAAACGGCUACCCCCGGAAAAACGGCUACCCCCGGAAAAACGGCUACCCCCGGAAAAACGGCUACCCCCGGAAAAACGGCUACCCCCGGAAAAACGGCUACCCCCGGAAAAACGGCUACCCCCGGAAAAACGGCUACCCCCGGAAAAACGGCUACCCCCGGAAAAACGGCUACCCCCGGAAAAACGGCUACCCCCGGAAAAACGGCUACCCCCGGAAAAACGGCUACCCCCGGAAAAACGGCUACCCCCGGAAAAACGGCUACCCCCGGAAAAACGGCUACCCCCGGAAAAACGGCUACCCCCGGAAAAACGGCUACCCCCGGAAAAACGGCUACCCCCGGAAAAACGGCUACCCCCGGAAAAACGGCUACCCCCGGAAAAACGGCUACCCCCGGAAAAACGGCUACCCCCGGAAAAACGGCUACCCCCGGAAAAACGGCUACCCCCGGAAAAACGGCUACCUCCAGAAAAACGAUCCAUGA